Molecule: messenger RNA, 1426 nt
Organism: Chinchilla lanigera (long-tailed chinchilla)
Lineage: Eukaryota; Metazoa; Chordata; Mammalia; Rodentia; Chinchillidae
Exons: 5
Coding region: 1-1083 (360 amino acids)
Source: RefSeq, a predicted model, not a curated record
AUGGGAGGGUUUCCUAUCGGGUCCAAAGAGGACGUGAACAGCUCGCGGCUAAGAGCAGAGGAUGCUCCAAUAGGGCAAUGGGAAGCGCCUGAGUCACUGAGGGCCUCUUUGAUUCCCAGGGCCCCAUCACUGAAGAGGAAAAAAGGAGAGAGUGGCUCAUUAACGGUCCCAGCCAGGGGUCAGGGAGGACGACCUGUCACGUGGAACCUCCCCGAGGACCUGGAGCCGGUGGGUCCCCAGCAGCGCUCUGGGACUGCGGCCGCCACAUGGUCAGACAGAGCGCUGACCCGGUCUGGACCACAUCGGCCGGUUCUGGGAGUCAUCCGCCUGCAUGCUGGUGAGUGGGCCGGCAGCGUUUCAGGACAUGCUGAGACCAGCUUCCCGGCGGGGGUUCAGGAGGCAGGGACACUGCCUCCCCGGGGCCCCGCCACACGCCUCUGGGCACCUCCCCAGGGGCACCGGGCCGGGCUCUGGGAGGCCCUGCCGGUUUGCUCGGCCCAUGGUACCUCUGAGCCAGCCCAGCCAACCGGGAAAGCCUCUCAGGGCACUGGGAUUAGAAGAGUGCACGCCGCCUCCUGCCCCCACCGCCAGGCUGGGAGUCCCAAUUUACAGGUCCUCUGUACGCCCCAUGCACAGAGAAGGAAAUCAAGGCGCCUGAGGGCAGGCGGCCCGGCCCCGCCCAGCUCCCGCCAAGCCUGCUGGUUCUGCCUUGUGUCGUGUACACCACUGAUCUACAGGAAGAGACAGAGAAAUACGUGCAGAGGGCAGAGGGUGCUGUGCUACCUCCAGGCCUGCCUCGUAUUCACAGACGGCACCGAAAAGUCACCCGACCCCGCGCUGCCCACUAGCUGGCUCUUCUCUAGCCACUCCGAGUGCUGUGGGUGCCCCAAGCUAGCUCUGCUGUCCCUGCCCACCUGCCCCCGGCCCCUGCCACCCCUGCACACCGUGAGGAGGCUGUGGCCGCUCUGCCGAGCUGCAUCCUCCCCAAGGCAGGGUGGGCGCGUUAUCACGCAGCCCCGAUCCAGGCUCGCCCGCCGCUGUCCCCUGAGUGACAGGGCUGCCCUUUGUGGUGGGGGAGAUUAGAGGUGGGCUGGAGGCUGUGCGGCCCUCGCCGGGAUGACAGGAGACGUCAGCCUGUGCGCUGCGGAGCCUGGAGCGAGCGGAGGCCUGACAGCCCUGGAGGGAAUCCAAGGGGGGACGGUGCCCGCGCACAAAGGCCCGGCCUGUCUCACACCUGCGGGGACAGCGCAGCCCAGGGCCCGGAGCGGCGGGGCCGAGGGGGGAUGAAUAAUUCUCCCUGAAAGAAGCAUGUCACCAGGAGAUAGCUCAGCCAGACACUUCAAAUAAAGGCAAGCAGCCGCGGUGACAGGGGACAUUCUUUGCCACCGAUGUGCUGCUGGGACCUAAGUGCUGAGAUGUCGUGAAA